Messenger RNA from Anopheles merus, 2077 nucleotides. RefSeq lists its product as uncharacterized. NCBI's taxonomy places the organism in Eukaryota, Metazoa, Arthropoda, Insecta, Diptera, Culicidae. The record is from RefSeq and is a predicted model, not a curated record. The transcript has 2 exons. Bases 107 to 1741 code for a protein of 544 amino acids.
AAUAUAGUAGGCUAGGCUCUUGAAAUGUCAGUCAUUCGUUACGGUUUGAAGUGCCCUCGCGUAUAGAACCGAAAAGGCCAAAGAGGGUGAGCAAAUUUGAACGAAAAUGUCCGCUCCGGAGUUAGCGUGGCAAGUGGUCCGGGAUAUUGGUGUGCACCAGCUCCGGCACGGCAAUGUGGGCGGUGCUAUCGACAGCUUCACCGAAGCAUCGCCGAGAGUGUCUGAAGACGAUGAGUCGAUGGUGGUGUUGAAGACCCGGGCACAGUUGAAGUAUUGCGAGGCUCUCCCGGCACUGGAAACCAUUCGUAAUGCUCGAAAAUAUCCGGGAAAUUUGUUGCACUGCCGGGCGCUGUACGAAACGGGCGAUCUGGAGGGGCAUCUGCUUGCGUCGGCUAACGGACGACGCCACCAGCAUCCGGCCGGCGGUCAUCGUCAGCAGGACUUUACCGAUGAGGUAGACCUCGGUCUAUCCACAUUCGAUUGUACGCUGGGCGACCGGGCCGGUGCCUCGCUGCUCGAGUAUCAGCAUCAGUUUCCAGCGAUAGUGGCAGAGCAGCGGGAGCUCCGCCAGCGGUCGGCUGAUCGUCCCCGUUGGAAGAUUCUUGCCGAGGCGGGUGAGUGCGAUGUGAUCAGUUUGCUGGAAACGGUGCGCAAGGAGCCACCGUUGCGGGAGCAAGUGCGACGGCAGAAAAACAAGCAAAUUCUUGGCCAAAUUCAUCUCGGCCGUGGAUGGGAGGAUUUGAUGUUUAUUGAAGAGUUGCUGCCAUCGGGCCGACACGGGCCAGUUGUCCAGUUACCACAAACGCGACAAAGCUCCCGUGCGAUGGCUCAGCUGGUGGAUGAAUGCUACACGAAAGUAUCGGGCCGGAUUCGGCUUUCGCAGGCCUGUUUUCCAAUGUACAGCCAGCGGCACGGUCGCUUUGGACCGCAGAUGAACCAUCGGCGGGAGUUGCAUGAAAUCGAUGAACUGCUCAAGUUCCGAUACCGUGCGUACCGUGCAGUGUACAACCAAUUCGAUCGCAUGUACGAGCUACGCGAGCAAGGCAAGACAAAGGAGCUACUGCGGUACGGCGGAGAUGUGUUGGACGGUUUCUACAAGACCACCACGGUACGGGUACUCCCCGAGAAGGGUAAACUGGUGCGAGAGGUGUGCAAUCUGAUCGGUUUGACCAUUCUGGACGGGUUGCGUAUCCCACCCAGGCUGAUGGAUGCCCCACCGGACAGUCGCUUGAUGCUGUUGUUUGCCGUUCCGCCGGCAAAAGAAACUCUGGUGGUUGCUCCCGUGUUUGGCGACAUUUCCACUUACCGAGACCCAACCGAGCCUGAUCACGACUACUUAAGCUACAAGAGUAAGGUUGCCGAGCUGGAACGGCGCUAUCAGCGCGUUCAGUAUCCCAUCGAGCACUGCCUCAUCGACUACCAGAUGGCAAGGCAGCAUCUGCUCAACGGAUGGCUGGACGAUGUGAAAGUGAUGGGUAAUCGGAUGAUCGACGAAGCGAUCGCUUGCGGGAGCCACUUGUGGCAGCUUAUCGGACUACUCACCAUCGCCCGAGCCUUCUGUGCUCAGAAUAAUCUCGAGCAGCUGGCCGUGCAGUUGCUAGCAGCGGCCAAGCUCGUGCAAAGUCGUCUGCCCGACGAACGGAUUGCUUUUUUCAUCGAAAUAUCGCAGAAGCUAAACCGGGAUUUGCUAAUGAAAAAGCUGGUCCAUUCCCUCGAACUGGAAAGUACGCUGUUGGCUUAGUGUACGGAGGUGCUAUGGUUUGAACCAACUUUGCCGUGUUACUCCUAUCCACCAUGGGUGCUGCGCGGCUUUAGAGUUCCUUUCAUGGGUCUUUAUACUCCAACAACAACGAUACGAUCCUUUAAAAUACUGGGAAACAAAUCCACAAAAAAAACAAAGCAAAAACAGCCACACAACCAUUACACGGCAGAUGAACUGUUUUCGGAAGGUACGUUUGGUGUGGUCAUUUAUCAUAGUUUAAUGCAACGUUACGAUUCUGCUUUUGAGUUUCUUUCGGUUGGCUGAAAAAAAUUGGUGUAUCGGUGAAUAAAUUUCAUUAUUUGUGGCUGUCAGGGA